Messenger RNA from Somion occarium, 1843 nucleotides. NCBI's taxonomy places the organism in Eukaryota, Fungi, Basidiomycota, Agaricomycetes, Polyporales, Cerrenaceae. The record is from the annotation of a GenBank genome assembly.
GUUUGCUCAAGCUGCAUCAAGCGCUUAUCAUAGAUACAUAUGCACCCAUGGCACAUUUGACCAUCACCAGAAUGAAACGGACUACAAGGCCUUCAGCCGACCUCGUGUCGAGAAUAAUAUAUAGUGGGUGGCUGAGAUACACUGUUCCAUACGCCGGUCGUCAUCCUCCAGUCGCUGCCUUUUGUUCUAUUCUUUCUGCAGUAUCUAGUGUUCUUCCCAUCUUUAUCUGACAAUGACUGUACUUCAAGCUAUUUCUUCCCUCCUUCCUGUGGGCCAGGUCGUCCUGAGGCCCAUAGUGCGAAGGGCUCUGGAGAGGGCAAACGCGUACCUGAGAUCCGCCCGGUGCUUCUUGGAUGUUCUCCGCGAUAUUCUUCCCGAGAACGAAGUAAUGGCCUUGCGCAUGACUCAGAGCGAACUUCUAGCAGAUCGUGAUAUUCUCUCCGCAUUCAUCGAAGAUCGACAUCUUAUCACGCCAUCCUUUGUAGACAAGGUUGAAUCUUUCGUAUCCAGGGCUAAGGAAUGGCAACGCACUCUCCGUGACAUCCCUGUCAUGCCGCCGUAUGAGAACGCCAAUAUUCAGCCUAGCAACACUCCAGCCACUCCUCGGUCUUUAGACUCAACAACCCGAGUACAAGAAACCGAGCAGGAUAUCAUCCCAUCACCUGUCGAUUCACUCACUAGCGUUCGUCCUCAACGGAUUCGGGAUUCAGAACUACAAGAUUCUGCCACAUUUGGUGUGUUUCACGGGGUACGAACCCUCACUCCCACGAGCAGGCGUAGUUCAGUGCACACAGCAGAGAUAGUCAGUAGCAACAUGGCAGACGACACACCCGUACUCAGUAGUGCACAUUCUGAAGGAAUGCCUUUAUUGUUCACUUCCUCUCCUUUCGAUCGUCGAGUCAUUGCAGUUGAAAAUCAGAUUAAAUGCGUCGACGGCGCCGUCAAACGUCAGAAACACGAUACACAGCGCGACUAUAGCAAUAAUGCUAUUCCGUUUUCUCAUGCACCCCGUAUUGACGUAGUUCCGCUGCCCCAGGAGUACGGCACGGUUCACCCAGACGAAGACGAGCCUGGUUCCUCCGACUUCCUCAUCUGGCUCCAGAUUGUCCUGUGUAACUUUAGUGAUCCUAUAUUCGCCAACGAUUUCAAGUCUCAGCUUGUUGAUCUUCCACCAGGAGAACUUACAUACGAUGAGAUGUGUUGGGUGUCGGACACUGUGCGCAAGCACAGUUACACUCUUGACGCCGAUGAAUUCGUUCAUGAAUUCGCUCGUCGUCGUCAAGCCGAUCGUGAAGCUCGAAGGAUGGUCCCGCCCACUGAACAUCCGCUAGGAUCCUAUGGCUUCCUCCUAUCCCAGGAACCAUCUCCUCCUAUGUCUCUCUCCAGCGUGAAAUCUGACCCUCAUCUAAACGCUAAUCCCGAGGCGUAGGAGGAGGAACCGGUUUAACUUACGACCUUUCAAGUUCUGUUGCAUGUUCUUGCCACUUUACGUGGUGGCGAGCCUAGGUCUGCAAGGACUUUCCAAAGCAUUUACGAGGAUGCAAACAAUGACAAUUCCGAAGCGUUGGAUACGCCAUUCAUCGUUGUUCAUCUAUGUGGCCCUUCAUGUCUCAAUCUUGAGUAUCAUCGGUUCAAUGUUUCUUUCCCAGCUCUUCACUCCUUCAUACCUUUCUUGUAACAUUACUGACGGUAUCAGCUCGGCCUUGUUCAUCUCUUACACUCCAUGCACACUUUUGCCACAGAAACAUUUUGUACAUAGCAUCACAUUGUAGCACGGUCACCCUGUACAACACUCGUUGAUUCUCUUUAUAUAAUAGUAUAUAACAGUCAUUCCUACAUCCGU